AAAAAGAGUAAAGGGCCGUUGCUGUUGCUUCACCCUCUAUCCUACCCAGUUUCCCAAACACCAUCAUUUUGUUCACCACCUUCGUGUAUAACAUUUCCAGACUACGAAAACAACAACAAGAAACUUUAUUUACUUCCGUUUAAUUUUACAAAUUCUUUACGUUGUUCACCUCCUACUGUAAAAUCGCUUUCAUAUCUAGUAGAUUUUAUAUUAACAGAGUUAGAAUACUUGUACCCAUUAAUACAACCUGAAGAGGAAGAUUUAAUCUACGAAAAAUCAUCAUCAGAAAUGAGCGAAACAGAUUCCCAUCAAAUUCAAUAUGAUCACGAAAUUGUUAAGAAAUUUGUUGCCGAGUUAAAUGAAACUCUCAACAGAAAACAAAACAAGACUAGUGGUGUAGAUGAAAAGGCCUAUGAAAAGUUAUGGAAUCAACUUACAAAUCCGAACUUGGCCACUGUAUACUUGACUGUACUUUUAGGUAAACUUCUCAUCUUGGAAGAGAAGGCAUUAAAAUUAAAACAAGAAUUGAACGAAAACUCUGAAAAUGAUAAAUAUGUGGAUGAUAAGGAAAGUUCUCUGCAAGAGGUUAUUGAUUAUCUUAAAUUGGGAUCACAAAAGUAUGAUGCCCAUCACCCUUUACUUGCCAAGAGAAAGGAAGUCAAGAAUAGACAUUUAGUUGUUCAAGUUGAUGAAAGGAUUUCAGAAUUUGUUAAUGCCUACUAUGACAUGGCUAAACCAGGAGAUUCUACAAGCACAGCAAACACAAUAAGUGCUGAUGUUUUAACAGAUGAUGACUUGGAAUUAUCUGACAUUAUUUCUUCAUUGCAAGAAAACAAAUACUUCUCUUUCAACACUAGUCUUUUUGCUGAUGGUGAUCUUUUCUCAAAGAGCCAAUUAUACGAAAGAUCAGCAAUUAUGCAAUCCUUGAUUUUUAUUUCAUCAUUCUAUAGAUUCGAUUUCCAAAAUGCUUCCCUGAUGUCUGUCCUUCAAUUGUGGAAAAAUUUACGUUUCCAAACUCACAAUGAUUCUGCUGGUGAUGAAAUUUGUGAAUCUCUCUGUCCACCCGUUGAUGCUCUCUACAAGUAUAUGCACGUAUGUGUCGAUUAUGAUGUUGUGAAAGAAAGUGAUUACUCAUUGAGACCAUCUUUGAGUUUACAUGAUCCAUUGAUUUGCAUUGGUGCUAUUGUUUACGAAAGACUCAAGACUGUUGUCUCACAUUUACCAAAGUAUACAGAAAAUGUUCUCAAUGAUCUCAUGACAUUAGUAAUUUCAACAUGUUCUAAUAAGUCUAUGGUCUCUGAAAGUUAUGAUUCUGUUGCUUUGAAGAAUGUUUUCAAUUUUAUGAAGCUUUUAUUACCACAAUUAGUAAUUUCAAGAAAGAGUAAGAAAUUACCAGAAUUAAUGACCUUACUGCAAAGAUUCUUUUUGGAACCACUUCCUGUUGGUGGUUUGUGUCACAAUACUUUGGCAAUGUGUCUCAAAGAACAAAAUUCACCUGGUAUUUUAAUGAGAGAAAGAUUUGAAAGAAGUGUAAAGAGAGUCACAGACAGCAAAGGAAAAAGUAUCAUGAAAAGAAGAAAAGUUUUUCUUCUUUUCAAUGGAUUCUCAAAUUAUGCCGAUCAUUUAAUUGAACGUGUGGACUUGACCAAUAACUUUGCUGAAGAUGAAAUUGUUCAGUGUAGAGCUAACCUCGUUUUGAACAUUUAUGAAGAAUCGGCCAACUCUGAUGUUAAAAAGAUGACCAAGGAAUUGUCAGAUUUAUCUGCCAGUGCUAUUUCUGAAUUCUAUGAUGCUGUCUGUGAUACUUCUUCUGAUGAUAACAAACUUUUGCAAAUUGCUAAACAAAUUCAAUCAUUCAAGCCAACUGGAGAAAUUUUCAAGCUUGUCAGAAAUCAAGCACCUAAAUUACCUGAUGUUGAUAUUGAGUUUAUUCAAAUGCCAGAAGAAGAUGAACUUACAAACUUGCAAUUGGAAAAGAAGUCUUAUCCAAAAUCAUGUUAUUAUGAAACUUUGAAAACUUUGAUUACCGCUGCUCGUACAGAAGCUGCUGAAAGUGGAGGAUCAUUCCAAAUUGAUAUUGCUCUUGCUGGUGGCAGUGGAACUUUGCAACGUUUUGUUCAAUCUCUUGAACUUGCUUACAAGAAUAGUAUUAUCAAGAAUUUACCAAGCGAAGAGCUUAGAGUUUAUUUGUUACCACUUGGUACUAACAAUUAUCUUUCAAGUUGGUUGGAAAAGUAUGACGGUUGGUUCUCAAGACAUGUUCAUUACCCACUCCUUAGUAAGGUACCAAUUUUGCCACAUAUGACAUCUUUUAACAAGACAAUAGGAAAUGAAUUUGAUGAUAAGAGAUCUGGUAGAUCAUAUUUGGCUUCAAGGGGCUCCUCACUCUUUGUUCCUCAAAUGAAAUUGAAUAAGAGAGAAAUGGUUAAGCUAGCCGAUUACAAACCAAACAAGAAAAUUAGAACUCCACACAAAUUCUUGAGAAGUUUGUUGAAUGACUACUUUAUUGAUGGACAUCGUUCAUAUCCUGUUCAUAUUUAUCCUACUCUCUGUUUAACAUAUGACAGCUCAAACAAUACUAGGCAAAAAUCAACAAAGAGUUUACUUGCUCUAUCAUUCUGUCAACGUUUGGACAUUGGUAUUUUGGCCGAAGCUCAUGCCUAUCAACGUGAAAAUAAGAUUGAAGCCACCAAUAUUGAAGAAAUUUUGGAAAACAAACAAUUCAAAUUUACAGGAAUUCCACUCAAUGUCAAUUAUGUUCCUAUGGAUCCUACAGGAGAAGAAAAUCGUUCAUCUGAAAUCAAUGAAGGAACAAAGACUUACAAUUCCAUUUCUAUUCAAUCAUGCAGCUUAUUUGGAGAUAGAGGUUCAUUUGUUGCACCAAGUCAACCAUGGCUCGAAGUGUUUGCCGAAGAAACUGGCAGCAAGAAGAAGAAGAAGAUGAGAGAUGGUGAUGCUGGUCUCAAUUAUCAUGUUGCUACAAUAACUGUCGAAAGUCAAAGCUUACCAUUCUCUAUUCUAAUGGAUGGUGAACUCCAAGGUCCAUAUCACAAGAUUAUUAUUAAUGCUUCCAAGAAUACCUUUAAAUUACAAACCUUCUCCGAUAUUGAUAUUUAUUAAAUAAAUGUAUUGGUAACAACAAUUUGUAUUUGUAAGAUC
This is a messenger RNA of Naegleria gruberi, 3159 nucleotides long. RefSeq lists its product as uncharacterized. The transcript has 2 exons. The coding region runs from base 289 to 3120 and encodes 943 amino acids. NCBI's taxonomy places the organism in Eukaryota, Heterolobosea, Eutetramitea, Acrasida, Naegleriidae. The record is from RefSeq and is a predicted model, not a curated record.